CAAUGUAUGUAAGCAAUGAACUAAUCAAAGCACCUCAUUGCUCUAUAAAUGCAACGCUUGAUCUCGAUUCGCAAAUCAGUCUUGCCUCGAUCGCUUUACAGUAGUGCAAUCUUUCAUCCGAAAAGCAGUACAUAUAGUUUGAUACCAUGAAAUUCCUGUGGCUGCUCGCCUUCCUGCUCGCAUUGGUUGGCGUUGUUCUAGGUCAAGACUGUCCAGCCGGAUUCGAUCGAAAGGACAAUAAGUGCACGGUAGACCGUCCCGUUCACGGUAACUGCCCCGAUAAUACUGCUUACAGUGUGGCGCUGAACAAAUGUGUACUUAAGUGAAAGACAUUGGAUUGAUCGCGAGCAAAAAAUAUUAGGUCUAGUGGCAUUCCUCAGCUGUUGUUAAAUUGAAAGAGUUGAAAAUAAUGGAAGAAUAAUGUGGUAGAUCUAAUAAAUUGAUCAAAUCCAAUAAAUCGAUUUAUCAACUGAUUAUUAAA
Molecule: messenger RNA, 481 nt
Organism: Topomyia yanbarensis
Lineage: Eukaryota; Metazoa; Arthropoda; Insecta; Diptera; Culicidae
Exons: 2
Coding region: 147-326 (59 amino acids)
Source: RefSeq, a predicted model, not a curated record